AUGUGCGCACCCUUCGCCUGCUUUUCAUCCUGCUUGACGAACGAAAACUAUUUGGAGAUGAUCAAGUACUGGGAGCCUAGCAGACCUGGAAAACGCAAGAUCAUGGUUUUCCAGUACGGGAAGGUGGCAUCCACCGCAAUCGUGAAGGGCCUGAAGCUAUUUGCAAAUCUCACGGCAGCACACGUCCAUGCCAAAUCACACGCGAAGCAGUGGCUGCAAGGCGCUCACGUCGAUCUGCCUGUCCUCCAACAAGGCUUCGCACUGUCGCAGGAAUGGUCAUUGAAUCCAGGAGAUGAGUGCUUCAUUAUCACUGCAGCCCGGAGCCACUUUAGCAGGGAUCCUUCCGAGUACUUCGAGAAUGUUUUGAUGGAGAACCAUCCUUAUGGUUACCAUCCGCGUGGAGUAGAGCGCUUCAGUGACAGAGCCCCACGAAACGGGGAGAGAAGGUGGACUAUGGAGGACAUCGUGUACAUGGGCCAGCACAACGCAGAAGCACUCAUCAAAGACUUCCGCGCCCAGCACAAGCAAGUUCUUGCAUUCUACGCCAAAUGGUUCUCCAGGGAAUUCAGAGGGGCAACAUCUUUGAAUGUUCUCUCGGAGCCUUUUGAUCUGCAGAACAGGUUCUCCUUGAUACAGGGUAAGCAAUGCUCCGCCUUGGUGCUGAGGUCAGAGGAUUCAGAGUCUUGGGGAGAGAUCCUCUCGAAAAUCUUUCCAGGCUUCAAGAUGCCAGUGUUUUCAAAUUCUGGCAAGACAAAGUGGUACAGCGAGGCCUACAAGGCUUUCAAGGGGAACCUCACGUGGACUCGUACCGAGAUCCAGGCCAUGUGUCGCACGGAAACUGAGCGACACUUCUACAAGGCAGAUGCCACGUCUCCUUGCCGAGACUUGCACUGA
Messenger RNA from Symbiodinium sp. CCMP2592, 894 nucleotides. Lineage: Eukaryota; Dinophyceae; Suessiales; Symbiodiniaceae. The record is from the annotation of a GenBank genome assembly.